This is a messenger RNA of Microthlaspi erraticum, 363 nucleotides long. The record is from the annotation of a GenBank genome assembly. NCBI's taxonomy places the organism in Eukaryota, Viridiplantae, Streptophyta, Magnoliopsida, Brassicales, Brassicaceae.
AUGAGAUACAAGCCAACAAACGACCACUUGCAAACUGAUCCUCAACGUGUGAAUCAAGGCUACGUCCUUCUUCACGCUGCUCAAUCUUUCUCAGGACAUGGCUUGACUUCUUGGUCUCCUCAGGGUGUGGCACCUUCACCUUCCUCUCCUUCUUUCUUGGCAGCAGCAGCAGCAUUCUUCUUCUUGCGACCAACUUCAACACCGACCGUUGCUGAGCUGUACUCUGGUAAAAAAUCUGUUACCAGGAAAAAAGGAGGCGGGGGUCUCUUAGUAACUAGAAAAGAUGCGGGGUCGCUCGGUAAUUAUCGUCAGCUGCGGGGUCGCUCGGUAAUUAUCGUCAGCUGCGGGGUCUCUGGCUAUUAA